Beta vulgaris subsp. vulgaris (sugar beet) is the source of this 471-nucleotide messenger RNA. RefSeq lists its product as uncharacterized. The record is from RefSeq and is a predicted model, not a curated record. Lineage: Eukaryota; Viridiplantae; Streptophyta; Magnoliopsida; Caryophyllales; Amaranthaceae. The transcript has a single exon. Gene Ontology annotation, molecular function: nucleic acid binding; RNA-DNA hybrid ribonuclease activity. Bases 1 to 471 code for a protein of 156 amino acids.
AUGGUGGAUGGAUGGUCCACUGCCCAUGGUUGUGGAGCUGGGAUCAUCUUCCAGUCACCAGAGAGGGACAAAUUUGAAUAUGCUAUGAAAUUUCAGUUCCAUGCUUCGAACAAUGAAGCAGAGUAUGAGGCUCUCUUAGCCGGCAUCAAAAUGUGCAAACCGGCUGGGGUCCUGAAAAUUGGAGCAAAAACGGACUCUCUACUGGUGGUCAGUCAAGUCAAUGGAGAUUUUGAAUGCAAAAAAGCAUCCAUGAGUAAGUACAUGAAUUUGAUCCAGGAGAAAAUAAAGACAUUAAAGCGGUUUGUGCUCGACCAAGUGCCAAGGUCGGAAAAUCAUCAAGCAGAUGUUCUCUCCAAGCUAGCCAGUUCGACUGAAGGAGAUGUGCCAAUAACUGUGUUCUGGGAGGUCAAGUCGGCCAAGAGCAUUGAUCCAAAGGAGGUCCUAUUUCGAAGCCGCGAAAACGAGUGGUGA